UGUCCUCUCUCUCUCUCCAUUGGGUUUCUAGAGGCAUUUCAAUGUCCAUUUCUGAAGGCUCUUCUCCAGCUUCAAUAUCCCAGAGGGAAAACUCCUCCACAGCUAGUCCGAGUAUUCAAAUGGUUUCGAAAUCUGUAUCUGAGAGGCUGCUAGGGAAGUUCUUUGAUGCCUCCCAAUAUGACUUUGAUUAUGAGCAGAGUGGUUUGUGGUCUCCUCCAAUACAGCGUAGGGUGUUUUUGGACACUCCAGGGAGCAUAUGUUCCGAAGACGUGAUAUUCUCAAAACUAAAGAAGGCAUGGAGGAGACGCAUAUUUUGUUUCAGUUUUGGCUUUUGGUGCUCUUGAAGACAAUUAUCUUGGUGCCACCCUCGCAAUGACUACUUCGACAAAGCCAUGUUUUGUCUCUAUGUGUAGCGUAAAGGGCAAGAGAGACGCAUCCAGCAUCUACAAGUCGAUCUUGUCCCCCCCA
Messenger RNA from Juglans regia (Persian walnut), 468 nucleotides. RefSeq lists its product as uncharacterized. The transcript is spliced from 2 exons. The record is from RefSeq and is a predicted model, not a curated record. Bases 42 to 344 code for a protein of 100 amino acids. NCBI's taxonomy places the organism in Eukaryota, Viridiplantae, Streptophyta, Magnoliopsida, Fagales, Juglandaceae.